UGCAAACACACAACGCUCCUCCUGUUGGGUUCAACUGUGAAGGAGUAAGUGUGUUCAGGAUGCACAGGUCCUACCAGCCAUUAAAGCCCGUCACCAACCGGUACCUGCAGCAGCGAUGGGACCAGAACAACUAUGAAAACCACCGCAGGAAGGUGAGCUUCGCCCUCCCCACGGUGGACAACCGGGGCACGAGGACACCGGCUCACGUUCAGCUCAAACUGAAGAAACUGCAGCUGCAGGACGAGCGACUGUCGACCAUCGACAGAGAUAAUCGCCUCCUCGCCUCCAGACUGACCAGCAUCGUCUCCUCGAAAGGUUUGGUGGAUCAACACAACCAGUACCACCUGAGGAGUCUCAACAUUGACAAGAGGAGGGAGGAGCUUCUGCUGGUCAGCCGCCAGAAUCAGGCCAUCUACCAGCGGCUCACGUCCCGCCAAUCAGAGUAUCGCCGCCAGCUGUGGUUGGACGACUGGGAGAGGGCGGAGCGUCUGCGGGACAACAUUUCCCAAUACCCCCGAGGGCUCGCAGACAAACGGAGGUCAAACAGGAAGGUCAAGUUUGCAGCUGUGCGGGACAGCGAGUGGUCGGCGAGCAGCAGCAAGGCCGACACUCACGAGAGCAACUGAGGCCACGAUGUAUGAGAGAGAGCCGUCAAUCAGAAACACGUCUUUAAAUCGUAUGGAAGUUCAUCUCUGCCCACGUCAUAAUGAGGAUCAUUCAUCAUCCAUGUCCUGUAAUUCAUGUUUUUGAUUGACAUGAAUCUAAUAAAAUC
Molecule: messenger RNA, 772 nt
Organism: Solea senegalensis (Senegalese sole)
Lineage: Eukaryota; Metazoa; Chordata; Actinopteri; Pleuronectiformes; Soleidae
Exons: 5
Coding region: 60-626 (188 amino acids)
Source: RefSeq, a predicted model, not a curated record